AUGGCCUUCCAGCUCUUUUCCCCUCCAAUCGUCCGCCUAGGUCUAGGCCUCGGCAUCGGUCUCUCCGCCGCAGCUCUCCACCCCCUCUCCCCCUUCCGCGCUGCCCCCAUCCAAUGCCAAUACAGCGCGCCCUACUACCGGCCUGAGUCACAGGCUAAUGCUGAUUCCGGCUGGGCUGUCAAGCCCGAGGAUCCUCUUCUUCAGAAGCAGGGUCGGACGGGUAUCGCCGAGCAGGCGAAGGCUGCCUUCCUGUCGCCGGACAAUAUGCGACAGGUUAGUUUGGGGAGUGUGCUGGGUCUUGUUGCUGGUGUUGGACUAAGGGCUUUCUCGCGGGUACUGGUUGUCGUUCUUGGUAUGGGUAUUGUGUUUAUCGAGUGGGCUGCUUCCAAGGGGUAUAACAUUCUUCCUCUAGAGCGUCUCCAGAAGAUCAUGAAGAAGGUUGAUGUGCAGAAGGCUGUGAACUCGCACCGUCCCUUCAAGAUGAGUUUCGGAACUAUGAUGGCGCUAGCGGCGUUUGCGCAAUUUUAA
Molecule: messenger RNA, 528 nt
Organism: Penicillium longicatenatum
Lineage: Eukaryota; Fungi; Ascomycota; Eurotiomycetes; Eurotiales; Aspergillaceae
Exons: 2
Coding region: 1-528 (175 amino acids)
Biological process (GO): autophagy of mitochondrion
Cellular component (GO): mitochondrial outer membrane
Source: RefSeq, a predicted model, not a curated record